UGACCAAUGGAUCCUUCAUCAACCAGCCAGAAGUGAAGACAAAGGCUUCAAAGAGAGAAUGUUUAAAUUUCAUCAAAUGAAACAUAUUUUUGAAAUACUUGAUAAAAUGAGAUGCCUGCGAAAACGUUCUACAGUGUCAUUCUUGGGAGUUCUUGUCAUUUUCCUCCUAUUUAUGAACUUAUACAUUGAAGAUAGCUAUGUUCUGGAAGGGGACAAACAACUUAUAAGGGAAACAUCCACACAUCAACUGAAUUCAGAACGCUAUGUUCAUACUUUCAAGGAUUUAUCUAAUUUCUCAGGAGCCAUAAAUGUCACCUAUCGCUACCUAGCUGCCACACCUUUACAAAGAAAGCGUUAUCUUACAAUUGGACUUUCUUCGGUAAAACGAAAAAAAGGAAACUAUUUACUUGAGACAAUCAAGUCCAUUUUUGAGCAAUCCAGCUAUGAAGAACUGAAGGAAAUUUCAGUGGUGGUUCAUCUAGCUGACUUUAAUUCUUCCUGGCGUGAUGUCAUGGUUCAGGAUAUUACACAGAAAUUUGCCCACCACAUUAUUGCAGGAAGAUUAAUGGUUAUACAUGCUCCAGAGGAUUAUUACCCAAUCCUGGAUGGUCUCAAAAGAAAUUACAAUGAUCCAGAAGACAGAGUCAAAUUUCGCUCCAAGCAAAAUGUAGAUUAUGCUUUUCUGCUUAAUUUUUGUGCCAAUACUUCAGACUAUUAUGUCAUGCUUGAAGAUGAUGUUCGAUGUUCAAAAAAUUUCUUAACUGCCAUCAAGAAAGUCAUUGCAUCGUUAGAAGGAACUUACUGGGUCACUCUUGAGUUCUCUAAGCUUGGCUAUAUUGGUAAACUCUAUCAUUCUCAUGAUCUCCCACGUUUGGCCCAUUUUUUAUUAAUGUUUUAUCAAGAAAUGCCUUGCGAUUGGCUGUUGACACAUUUUCGGGGUCUGUUGGCUCAGAAAAACGUGAUUCGUUUUAAACCAUCCCUCUUUCAACACAUGGGUUAUUAUUCAUCAUAUAAAGGGACUGAGAAUAAGCUGAAAGAUGAUGAUUUUGAAGAGGAAUCUUUUGACAUUCCUGAUAACCCUCCUGCAAGUUUAUACACCAAUAUGAAUGUGUUUGAAAAUUAUGAAGCAAGCAAGGCUUACAGUAGUGUUGACGAGUACUUUUGGGGGAAACCACCUUCUAUAGGAGAUGUCUUUGUAAUUGUAUUUGAAAAUCCAGUUGUCAUAAAAAAAAUUAAAGUGAAUACUGGAACAGAAGAUAGACAAAAUGACAUUUUGCAUCAUGGAGUCCUAGAUGUUGGAGAAAAUGUUACGCCUGUCAAACAAAGGAGACAAUGUUCUACAUACUUAAGACUAGGGGAAUUCAAAAAUGGAAACUUUGAAAUGUCAGGAGUGAAUCAAAAAAUUCCAUUUGAUAUACAAUGUAUGAGGAUAUAUGUUACCAAAACACAAAAGGAAUGGCUGAUUAUUAGGAGUAUUAGCAUUUGGACUUCUUAGAUAAUUAAAUCAAUAUGUUCAGUUACUGAA
Molecule: messenger RNA, 1525 nt
Organism: Carlito syrichta (Philippine tarsier)
Lineage: Eukaryota; Metazoa; Chordata; Mammalia; Primates; Tarsiidae
Gene: MGAT4C
Product: MGAT4 family member C
Exons: 4
Coding region: 59-1495 (478 amino acids)
Biological process (GO): protein N-linked glycosylation
Molecular function (GO): acetylglucosaminyltransferase activity
Source: RefSeq, a predicted model, not a curated record